CGGGGCGCGCCGCGUCCCACCAAGCGAGCGAACGCAGCGGCUUCUUUCUGUGGUAGAGAAGCGAGGUUUUGUCAGUGAUUGCUGAUCUGUGGUGGACACGGCUGGAGAAAUCGUAUUGAGAUGGGGUUCAGGCUGCUUUUAGGAGUUGCCUGGUUAUGCGCGGUGUUGCCGGCUGGCUUGGUCGCUCAGGACUUGUCGGGUAACUUUGUGACCGAGUGCCGGGAUCGGUACUUCUGGAUGUCAACCAAUGGCAAGUUUGCCGGCGGUAACUUUCGCUUUGACGUCAUCGAUAGAAGCGGGGUUUACCCGCUGAAUGACAGCUACGCAGCGGCGUGCGGGUUUACGUAUUCCUUCAACCUUCCCGGAGACUUGAUCUUCAGAGCGUCGUUCUUGGCCUGUCACGUGGAGAGCGUGAAUGACGUCUCCUAUGCGCUCCAGUACCGCUUCGUGAGACUGGACUCUCUGGGCAGAGAGACGGUCUACCCCUUCUCCCUGUCCUGCAGCACGGAGAGCCCCUGGAACCCCCGUGAGAUCGUCUGUGAGGAUAACUACAUGGAGGUGUCUGUCAGGAAGAAUGUCCCGGUCAUCGCUCAGGAAGGACUGGAGAAGGAGGACUGGGAAGCGGCUCUCCAUAAUGCAGGGGGUCCCCAGGAUGGGCUCCCCCGAAUGGCUCUGGGUCUCAGCUGGCUUUUCGUUUGUGUUGCUCUGCAGGCCCAGGGAGCGGUGAUGUCCGAGUGGCAGGUGGUGUUCCACAAGACCGGGAUGCCCCCCAAAACCAUGACCGCAGCGGACGCCCGUACUGCAGGAUACCUCGUCAACUCCACGUCCAGCCGCGUCAUUUUCAGGUCGCCCUACAGCAUGCCCAUGUCCGAGGUGCUGCUGGUGUCGGGGAUCCCUGUGGAAGUCGUCAGAGCCACUGUGUUCUACAAGCAGAGGUGGAUGCUGCUAUUGGUGGACACUUCAGCUGCCUGCGCUAAGAACCCCUCUGUUUUCGAUGGCACCUACCUGAGCUGGGUCACCCCGAGGCUCAUCACCCCGCUGGUCUUGCAUCCCACCAAGUUCCUGGAUAAACGGAUCACAAUGGGGGUGGAGGGGAGGGGCCUGGAUGAGGUCGCUGCUACCAGCAGGGGGUACCAGCUGCUAGUCAACCGCACUGCAGUGGAAAUCCGCAUUCCCUUCGGAGCUGUGGGGGGGUAUCGCAAGAGUCAUGUGAUUGAUAACAAGUACAACCAGAUGUAUGAGAUUGACCUUUUCCUGGAGCACCAAUGGGCCGAUGACCUGUGGGAGGUGACCCAGCACCGCUCCUUCAAGCCAGCCCGCUCCCCCUACCUCCCUGAGACCCCUUAUGUGGUCAACAACACCGUCCCGAGUGAGAAGGGCUUCACGGUGACCCUUGGUAACUUCAAGCCGGACGUCGAGCUGAAGAACUUGACCCUCAACGGGGUUCCCCUGACCCUUCCUGAGGCCCAGAACAGAGGCGUGAAGAUCAGCGAGGUCCAGCAUCCCAACGGCACCAAGGACUUCGUCCUGAAGGUCCCCUUCAACAACCCGCUGGUCUCUGCAGAGUACAUUGGGGCUCUCAUCAGGAGGUACACCUUGAACAUCAACUACACCUUGAACAUUGUCCCCCAGAAUGAGUCGUAUUUUCACCCGGCUGCUAUUGUGUGCGAUGUGAAGGAUGUUAAUCUUCCUGAUGUCAAAGGCUUUUGUACGAACCGCAGCGUGGUUUUCGAAGUGACCCCGGGCAACAUGGACUCCAGCUGGGAGCUCUGCAUUGGGAGCCGCCCUCUACCCUACACCAUCGCUGAGCCCAAGAUCACCAUCGAGUUGCCACUCUUUAGCAUUGGCUACAUCUAUGAGGACAUCUCUCUGAGGGGCCUCACCGUUCGAGUGGAGCUGAACAUGAGGAACGUCAAGACCUUGCAGGUCGAGAAGCAGUUUGUGCAACGCUGCCCAAUCCCAACCAGGGAGCUGCUGGUGUGCUUUCCUAACGGAGUGGUGACGGUGGUGGCUGUGACCAUGGAGCCCAUACCAUUAGUGGAUCCCAGCAAGACCACCCUGCUGGACAAGACCUGCAAACCCAAAGAGUUUGACGCGACCAGGGCUCUCUUCACCUUUGGGGUGAACACCUGUGGGACCAGGAGCCAGAUUGUGGGUAACUACCUGAUCUACGAGAACGAGGUGCUGUAUACCAGAGCGCUGUUCCCACCCAAUGCUCCAGUCAUCACCAGGGACUCUGAAUACAGGCUGACGAUCCGCUGUCGUUACCCCCUCAACGACACCCUGACGCUGGCUGCUGAAAGGAAGGCGGUCCCUGCUCCAGCCCCCUACUCUGUGCGGGGGCUUGGGUCCCUGCACGUCCGGUCUUAUGACCCUAUGAGCAGAGCCAAGAGUCCCAGAGAUGUUCUGAAUCUGAAGGCUCGGCUAGCCAGGGAUGUGAGCUACUCCCAGUUCUACUCUGCAUUCCCUGUGUCCCAGUCUCUGCUGGAGCCAGUGUUUCUGCAGGUUGAGCUCCAGCAGCCUCAUAGCCAGACUGACCGCCUCAUCCUGCAGGACUGCUGGGCCACACUGACCCCUGAACUGGACUCCAGCCCUCAAUGGGACCUGGUCACUGACCGCUGCCUGGUCACUGGAGACUCGUACAGGACCCACUUCCACCCAGUGCCAGCCAGCACUCUCACCAGGAGCUCCCCCCAGCUCCAGAGGCUUGAGGUGCGGGCACAGCAGUCUAGCAAGGACUCUGCCUUCUGGAGACAGGUGUAUUUCCAUUGCAUGGCUGUGGUUUGUGAUCCCAACCUGGAGGAUACCUGCAAUAAGACUUGUGUGCCUGGAGCCCAGAGAUCUGCCCGUAGUGUGGAUCGAUACAGCCAGAUCAGAGGCUACAUUUCUGCUGGGCCGGUCCAAUUGGUACCAGAAGGACAAGUCUUGGACCUUCAAACAGCAGGUGACUCCCCCUUGGUUCCGGCGCUGGGCGUGGCGUCCUCUCUCCUCGGAGUUCUGCUCGUCAUUCUUGUUGCUGUCGGAUUAAGGAGAUGUUAAACUUGCUGUCUACCCCAAUAAAGAUUUUUGCAUCUCGA
Molecule: messenger RNA, 3077 nt
Organism: Acipenser ruthenus (sterlet)
Lineage: Eukaryota; Metazoa; Chordata; Actinopteri; Acipenseriformes; Acipenseridae
Exons: 24
Coding region: 121-3039 (972 amino acids)
Source: RefSeq, a predicted model, not a curated record